GUGGUAAAAACUAUUGGCCUGAGGGAAGUUUGGUUCUUUGGUCUGCAGUACCAGGACACUAAAAGUUUCUCUACUUGGCUGAAACUCAAUAAAAAGGUGACUGCCCAGGAUGUGCGGAAGGAAAGCCCUCUACUCUUCAAGUUCCGAGCUAAGUUCUACCCUGAGGAUGUAUCUGAGGAAUUGAUCCAGGACAUCACCCAGCGCCUGUUCUUCCUGCAAGUGAAGGAGGGCAUUCUCAAUGAUGAUAUUUACUGCCCACCUGAGACUGCUGUGCUGCUGGCCUCCUAUGCUGUCCAGUCUAAAUAUGGUGACUUCAAUAAGGAAGUCCACAAGUCUGGCUACUUGGCUGGGGACAAGUUACUGCCACAGAGGGUCCUGGAGCAGCAUAAACUCAACAAGGACCAGUGGGAGGAGCGGAUCCAGGUGUGGCAUGAGGAGCACCGGGGCAUGCUUAGGGAAGAUGCUGUCCUAGAGUAUCUGAAGAUUGCCCAGGACCUGGAGAUGUAUGGUGUGAACUACUUCAGCAUCAAGAACAAGAAAGGCUCAGAGCUGUGGCUGGGGGUGGAUGCUCUAGGUCUCAACAUCUAUGAGCAGAAUGACAGACUGACUCCCAAGAUAGGCUUUCCCUGGAGUGAAAUCAGAAACAUUUCUUUCAAUGACAAGAAAUUUGUCAUCAAGCCCAUUGACAAAAAAGCCCCGGUAAGUGAUUCCUCCUACUGGCCAAGACAGGUACUUACCAAGACCUUGAUAAUGCUAGGAACAAUCAUACCAACUUGCUCUCAUUUUUCUGGCUUUUUUUUUUUUUUUGUAGGGGGGAGGAGGCACAAAAGGAGAUUGGCACCGGAAGGGGAUUUUGAUGCCAAGACAUGGCUAACAGGCAUCCUGUAGCUGGUGCCGCCCUGC
This is a messenger RNA of Herpailurus yagouaroundi (jaguarundi), 903 nucleotides long. RefSeq names its product moesin-like. The annotation marks the transcript as partial. Lineage: Eukaryota; Metazoa; Chordata; Mammalia; Carnivora; Felidae. Gene Ontology annotation, cellular component: cytoskeleton. The record is from RefSeq and is a predicted model, not a curated record. Gene Ontology annotation, molecular function: actin binding. The transcript is spliced from 5 exons.